Molecule: messenger RNA, 954 nt
Organism: Vombatus ursinus (common wombat)
Lineage: Eukaryota; Metazoa; Chordata; Mammalia; Diprotodontia; Vombatidae
Gene: SLC25A31
Product: solute carrier family 25 member 31
Exons: 6
Coding region: 1-954 (317 amino acids)
Biological process (GO): mitochondrial ADP transmembrane transport; mitochondrial ATP transmembrane transport
Cellular component (GO): mitochondrial inner membrane
Molecular function (GO): ATP:ADP antiporter activity
Source: RefSeq, a predicted model, not a curated record
AUGGUAGCCCAACGCAAGGGCCAGGAGUCCGACAAGCUUCUGGACCUGGCGUCCUUCGGCAUGGACCUCCUGGUGGGCGGCGUCGCGGCCGCCGUGUCCAAGACGGCCGUGGCGCCCAUCGAGCGCGUGAAGCUGCUGCUGCAGGUGCAGGCGUCGUCCAAGCAGAUCAGCCCGGAGGCGCAGUACAAGGGCAUCGUGGACUGCCUGCUGCGCAUCCCGCGGGAGCAGGGUUUUUUAAGUUAUUGGCGUGGCAAUUUGGCAAAUGUUAUUCGAUAUUUUCCAACACAAGCUCUGAACUUCGCUUUUAAGGACAAAUACAAACAAGUUUUCAUGUCAGGAGUUAACAAAGAUAAACAGUUCUGGAGGUGGUUUUUGGCUAAUCUGGCUUCAGGUGGAGCUGCUGGGGCAACAUCUCUGUGUGUAGUCUACCCGUUAGAUUUUGCCCGAACUCGGUUAGGGGUUGAUAUUGGAAAAGGUCCUGAAGAGCGACAGUUCAAAGGUUUAGGAGACUGUCUUGUCAAGAUCAUGAGAUCUGAUGGCAUCACCGGUUUGUACCAAGGGUUUGGUGUUUCUGUGCAGGGCAUCAUUGUGUAUCGAGCCUCUUAUUUUGGAUGUUAUGACACAAUUAAGGGCUUAUUACCAAAUCCAAAGGAAAUCCCAUUUCUUCUGUCAUUUUUAAUUGCUCAAGUGGUAACGUCCUGCUCUGGAAUAUUGUCUUACCCCUUUGACACGGUCAGGAGACGUAUGAUGAUGCAGAGUGGUGAGGCCGAGCGCCAGUACAAUGGGACCAUAGACUGCUUCCUGAAGAUCUACCGGCAUGAAGGCCUAGGGGCCUUCUUCCGAGGAGCCUUCUCCAAUAUCCUGAGAGGCACCGGUGGUGCCUUGGUGCUGGUCUUGUAUGAUAAAAUCAAAGUACUGUUAAAUAUUGACCUUGGAGGCAGUUCGUCCGAGUAA